CUUUGAAAACUGUCAUUAGCAAUCGUACUGCUGUUUAUUGCUUGUUGAUUCAUAGAUUUUUGUGUUAUUUUAGUAGCAAAAUAAAUUCCAACACGGUUGCAUUUUUGUGUUCAAUCUCUCAUUAUUACGUUGUUAGUGUAGUUACGAGUCCAAAAGGCACAAAUAAUGGAUUCGUCAAAAAUAGUGGCGACUUUGGUUCUGGCGUUUGCUUUAUUCAAUACAUGUUCCGCCAUGGAGUGCUACGUGUGCUCGAACCAGACGGGUAACAGGGAAAAGUGCCUCAAUACCAUCAAGACGUGCAACCAGGGCGAGGAGGCUUGUCUGACGGAGAUCCGGUGGGGCAGUACGCCGUACUUUUCCCUCGGGGCGCUGAACCAGUUCUACGUCUCGAAGCGAUGUGCCUCCAAGGAUGUUUGUGAAAAGACCCGCCGGAAGUAUAUGCCCUACUGUUCGCACAUAUGGUACAACGACUGGACCUGCUCGGAGUGUUGCCUGGGGGAACGGUGCAACUACUAUGUGAUUAGCGGAGCUCCACCACAAACCAUGUCGCUGGCAGCAUUCCUAGGAACGAUGCUAAGUCUUUUGGUGGCCAGAUAUUUGUACAAUAUCUAAUCGA
Messenger RNA from Ochlerotatus camptorhynchus, 616 nucleotides. RefSeq names its product coiled (gene cold). Lineage: Eukaryota; Metazoa; Arthropoda; Insecta; Diptera; Culicidae. The record is from RefSeq and is a predicted model, not a curated record. Bases 166 to 612 code for a protein of 148 amino acids. The transcript has 3 exons.